AAUAGCUUUUUUACUUUAAUUAUCUUCAUGCCGAAUUUACCGAUGAUAUAUCGCCCAAUAAUGUCACACAGUGCAACGUCAACGAAACAAAAUGGCUGCGCCCAUGUCUGAUUUGUAAACAUCUUGAUCUUCAUGAGAAAUUCAUGAUCAAAGAGGACAUGGUUGAAUCUGAAUAGCACUUGACAAUGAGCUGGUGGGACUCAACUGGUAUCUCCAGCUUUGCAACACAGGCUCUGAAGAAUGCCCAGAAAAAGAUUGACAAAGUUCUGGACAUUACAGAGGAUGAGGCUAGUGGAGGGUCUCCGACUGUCACAGACAGCAAAGAAGCGAAGAAAAGGGAAGAACCCAAAACAGAGCAUGACACAGGCUCAUCCUGGUCCUCAUGGGGGUCCUUUGUAUCGGACAAGGGGAAGUCUGAGGGGGAGGGGGACAGCAGAAGUGCGUGGUCCAUGCCCUGGGGCAUGGAUACCAGCUUCACCAAACAAACCAAACCAGACCAGGUAAAGUCAUCAAAGACCCCCACAGGUGAAAAGACAGAGGUGAAACCACCAGUCACAAAGUCUGGAGGACCACCACCAAACAGUAAGAAGGGGGCGCUGAAAUUGAAAUCAAGCACCCACAGUGAAAAGACAGACAAGGAGCAGGAGGAAAAUGUGGGGGCUAAGUCAGAUGUGGAAUUAGAGAGUGAUCGGAUCUCAGAAGAGAGUGAAUCAGUAAAAGCUUCCUACUCGCAGGAAAAUAAAGCUGUUGUUGACGAGAGUGAAAUAAUAUUGACUCAGAGUAUAAAAAAUUCUGAAAUGGAUAAGAUAUCAGAUGAAAACAGAUUAACAGAGGACCCAUUAGAUCAACAGAAAAGUCAUAAUAAGUCUAUGGAUUCUGUAGAAAGUACACAUUCCAAUUUCAGCAUGGUAGAAUCAGAUAGCACUGCCAGGGAGUCACCAUUACUUGGUGUCCCUGAGUCAGGAGAAAAGUCAGAAGAAAUGGAGAAUAAUGAACAGAUAAACACUGGAGAACUGUCAUCAAUGAUUCCUGUAGCAACGACUCCUUUAGAGGUACACAAUUCUGAUUCAGUAGAAGUAUUAGACAUUUCAGAAGAAAAAGAAGGAACAAAUGGUGAUGUGAAAAAUGAGUCAGAGCCGUAUCCUGAAGAUCAGACUCAGCAGACAGUGGAGGAUAGUGGAAGUUUUCAGGAUUUAGGUGAUAACAGUAUCGGAAAGGACAAAGUGGGAAUUCUAAAUAAAGAUUUGGAAGAUGGUGAAAAUGUAGGAAAAAUGGAUAAAGGAAAUGAUCAAGAGUCAAACUUGGGAACUUCAAUAUGUGAAAAAGACAUGAAAGAAACUAGUCCUGCUGAUAACACUGAGGGUGUUACCGAGAAUGAAAGUAAAUCUCAACCUGUGGACAUUCCAUCUAGUGCAUUAGACAUUGACCAGUAUAAAAUGUCUGAUUUACCACUCAGCCCGUCCACAGCGAGCUCUCUUGGUGGUACAGAUUCAGACACUAACAAACUCGACAGUAGUUUAGACACGUAUACAUCCGAUGAAACAGUUGUUGGUCAGAAAAUGACGAAAUCCGAUGACAGCAUUCCUGAGGACGACACAACAGAAAACAUUCCUGAUUCCACUGAAAAUCAAGAUGACGAAAUCUCGAAGAGACUGGAGGAAAUUUCUCCCAGUAGUUCCUAUGUGAAGUGCAUGAUUGAAGACGCCAUGGAUGACAGCGCUAAACUGGAAGAUACUGGCAGCGACACGCCAUCCAAAUCUGAAUGUUCCCGCAGCACGGGCGGUCACGACUCAGGGGACGAGAUAUCAACCACCACUUCAUCCGACAUAGAAAUCAUAUCCACCCCAACAUCCAAUGGAGACGGGUCCAGAAUGGUGGACCUGUCCCCCUUGAAGAUAUCCCUGCAGAAGACGGCGAGGCGGGGAGGAAGCCCCACCCACAGACGGACAGACAGCCAGUCAAGCUCCAGUACUAACAGCAGAGAGGGUCAGUUUGAGCAGCUGAGCCCGGGGAGGGAUUACCAGGACGAGGAGGAUCGAAGAGGGGCUCACUCUAUGCAGGAAGGUGGAAGACAUGACCUAUUUCCGCUGAGUGAACAUUUUGAGAAUGACCAGCAGCAGAAGCUGAUAAAGUUACAGACCGUUCCGGAGAACUCGGACACCACUAACAGUGAUGUUACGUACCAACAGAAAAUUGCGGAAUUAACAGAGAUUCUUCAGGCGAGAGAAAGCAAGCUGGUACAGCUCAGUAAAGACAACAAUGACAUGAUGGAGACCAACAACAUACUACGCAAUCAAAUUCAGCAGUUAGAGGAACUGAGAGAGACAGAGACAGAAGAUGUGAAUAGUGUGUCUUCUGAAUUCACAAAGAGGCUCUCGGAGGCCGAGAAGAAGAUAAACCAAGUCAUACGGGAGAAAGACAGCAUGAAGAAGCAGCUCCAAGACACUCAGGAGGAAUUAGCCAAACAAACAAAAGAAAAUUCUCAGCAGGUUCAGGAGAAAGACCAGCAGAUCUCAGAGCUUCUACAGGAAGGGGAAAAGCUCUCAAAACAACAGUUACAGAGUAACAACAUUAUCAAGAAACUCCGAGCAAAGGAGAAGGAAAAUGACUCACUCAUCACAUCACAAAAGAAGAAGUUGGAGGAGCAGAAGACAGAGUUGGAACACCUGCGUAAGGUGUGUGAGGUCAAGGAUGAUCUAGAAAAGAAGCAGACAGAAGCUAUCAAUCAGUUGAAUUCAGCUGUACAGAAACAAGAAAGAGAGAAAUCCAAGCUAAAGAGUGAUUUAGAGGAUGCACAAGAAAGAGUUCGGGGUCUACAGACAGCUCUGGACAACUCCUAUAAGGAAAUAGCAGAAUUACACCGCUCUAAUGCUGCUCAGGACAGCAAGGCAGCCGAGACAGCUCUAAGUCUCGAGAUGCAGGUCAGAGAGGAACUCAAGGCACAACUCGAGCAGGAACGCAAGAGUAACAAGCAGGAGAAAGAAUCUCUCAUCACCCAGAUUGAGGACCUGAGAUUGACAGUAUCCAGAAUGGAGAAAGAACACAACAGACGAGAAGAUCUGCUUCGUCAGGAAAUCUCUGACCUACAGAGGCAUUUACAAGAGGAUGAAGCAAGAAACCAGGAUCUUACACAAAAUGUUACGUCCGCCACUCGUCCCCUGCUGAGACAGAUAGAGAACCUCCAGUCUACAUACGCCGCCCAGUCCGUAUCCUGGGAGAAACUCGAGAAGAACCUCUCUGACAGACUUGUGGACAAUCAGACUCAGCUGGCUAUGGUAACAGAGAAGGAGAGAUCAGCCAAUGAGAAAGUGAUGGAGCUUUCGACUCAAGUGGCGUCCCUGGAAUCUCAGAGCAGUCGUCUCCGUCAGGACAAAGCUCAACUCACUGCCCAGCUCGAGAUGUUAAAGACAAAAAUCCAGGUCUUAGAGGAUGCCAAACACAGUGAAACAGCUCAGAUUGAGGCUAUCAAACAACAGAUGUCACAGGAAAUCUCGGAUCUCAGAAAAGAAAAGGUGUUCCUAGAGACUCAGUUGGACAUGGAGAAGAACCGAGUGGAUCAGGAGAGGAAGAAGCUGACACUGGCCCACGAACAGAUCGCUCAGCUGGAGAGGGACCUUCAGCGCCCCCAGUCCAGGGGAUCUGUGUCACCCCAAUCUGUGUCAAGGUCAGAGAGUGUGGCUGGGGAUCCAGGGCCCAUGUCUAUUUCAUUCUCACAGGAUGAUUUGGAGAGGAGUUUUGUAAUGUCUCCAGUAUCCAGUAGAUCUACUCUAUAUGAGAGUGUUCGACAAGGGGGCGGAGCCACAAACUUGAUUGACAGUCUUCAGUCACAGCUCAAGCAAAGGGAUGGUGAAAUCUUCCAGCUGCGGAGUGAUAUCCAACAGCUGGAGAGAACUCGGGAGUCCAUGGCACGAGAGCUUGUCAAUCUGACCAAUCAAAAUGAAGAAAUUAUGGAAAAAAUUGAAGAAUUACCACUACUUAAGAAACAAUAUGAGGAGCUGAACCAAAGAUACGAUGCUCUGUUACAAAUGUAUGGAGAAAAAGUGGAAGAAGCUGACGAACUCCGACUAGACCUUCAGGAUGUCAAGGAAAUGUACAAGUUACAGAUUGAUCACCUUCUUGCCAAGUAGUGGGGAUAGAGACAUCGUGAGACAUAAUGCAAUCCUGUGAUAAAAACACUCCAUCCCAUUAGUGGGUUCCUAGACUCCACCGACAAGAUGUUUGGUUUCAUAAAAAAGGAGUGGUUUUGAUUCUGUUAUAAACUUCCCAGGAAUAUGAACAUUGAUUUGAUGAGUGUACAUAUCUUAAUUUUCUGUAUAAAAGUACCUAGAUGUAAUCUUUGGUACUGGGUUCUUGCAUGAUCAGUGCUCUUCUUUUACAAUGUUCUCUGUCAUGUUUUCUUUAAGAAAAAUCAAUUCUUUUAAAAAUUAACAAAUUGCAUUAGAAACAAGCGAUACUUGCAUGGCUUGUAAUGAAAUACAAGUAUUUAUCAAUACAUUUGUCAUGAUUUGUGUAUGUGUGGGGAUGAGCGAUACCCGGGGCUUUCAGUGGUGAGAGGGGACAGUGGGGUGUCCAGUCAUUAAUAAGCUAUGUAUAAAUCUGUGUACAUUGUACAUUGUAAAUGUAUGAUGUACAAAUGUAUGUCUCUGAUGGUUAAUCCAAUGUAUGUGUAAGGUUUAUCAUUUAGAUCGGUAUCUCAUCUGAAAGAUUUUCAUUUUUCUUACCUGGUCCCUGAAUUAUCCAGUGGUUUUUCUCUAGGUUCACAGCAUCAUGGUAAGCAUUCAUGGAGUUAACAUUUCCUUUUGCAUUUAUGAGGUUUUAAAAUAUAGUUGAUUUCUGUUAUAUAAAAAAACAACUGUAUUAUGCAAUGGUACAUUGUAUCCAUUUUUGGACAUUGCAUCUAAUAUUAUUCCUGAUGUAUUUAUUUAUUAAUGAACUACAGUAGCUAUUUUUUAUUUUGACAUGCCAUAUACAUGCACUGUCACUUGUUAAGUUAAUGUAUGACUGUACGUGAAAUAAAACCUGAUUUGCUAUUCAGUACUUUAA
Molecule: messenger RNA, 5043 nt
Organism: Magallana angulata
Lineage: Eukaryota; Metazoa; Mollusca; Bivalvia; Ostreida; Ostreidae
Product: TATA element modulatory factor-like
Exons: 25
Coding region: 186-4127 (1313 amino acids)
Cellular component (GO): Golgi apparatus; endoplasmic reticulum
Source: RefSeq, a predicted model, not a curated record